Messenger RNA from Cylicocyclus nassatus, 304 nucleotides. NCBI's taxonomy places the organism in Eukaryota, Metazoa, Nematoda, Chromadorea, Rhabditida, Strongylidae. The record is from the annotation of a GenBank genome assembly.
AUGUUUUCAGGUAUUCGUGUUUCCUGCAUCUUUUUGAGGCAGUGUUCUACGAAAUUUGAGGAAAUGAGAUCAAUAAAGCUCCUACUGUUCUUUGUUGUGCUGCUUUCCGCGAUGGCUAUCUGUGAUGCUGUUUCGUGUCAGAUUCCACUAGUAGGAAAGGGUUUGUGCGAUCUCCACUGUAAAGGACAUCACAAGAAAUCGGGACACUGUGGUUCUGACGGCGUUUGCAGAUGCAAAAAGAAGUGAAGAAAACAUUUCUUGUGUUUUUACAAGCACAAUAUCCAAUAAAGCAUUCAAGCAGUCU